Molecule: messenger RNA, 481 nt
Organism: Drosophila montana
Lineage: Eukaryota; Metazoa; Arthropoda; Insecta; Diptera; Drosophilidae
Gene: Acp65Aa
Product: Adult cuticle protein 65Aa
Exons: 1
Coding region: 7-312 (101 amino acids)
Cellular component (GO): chitin-based extracellular matrix
Molecular function (GO): structural constituent of chitin-based larval cuticle
Source: RefSeq, a predicted model, not a curated record
GAACAGAUGCUAGUCGUUGGUUUGCUGCUGCUGGCCGCCGCCUGCUGCACGGCUCGACCCCAGGGCGAUGUCGAGGUGGUGGAAUACGAGUCGGAUAACAUUGGCAUUGGCGGCUACAAGUUCAGCUAUAAGCUAAGCGACGGCACCACGCGCACCGAGGAGGCGGUGGUCAACAAUGCGGGCACCGAGAACGAAUCCCUGUCCGUGCGCGGAUCCGUCAGCUGGGUGGCGCCCGAUGGACAGACCUAUACCAUUAACUUUGUGGCCGAUGAGAAUGGAUUCCAGCCGGAGGGUGCGCACAUACCCAAGUAAUACACACCCACACCGCACACACACACACUGGAUAACCGAUGGAUAAGCUCAUUAUUUGUUUAGUCUCUAAGUUGGUUGUGCUGUGCAUCAGUCAGUCAGUCAUUCGGUCAGUCAGUCAAUCAUCCGGUCAGUCAGUCAGUCAGUCAGUCAGUCAGUGAGUGAAGUUAGU